AUGGGUUCCGUCGGCGGUUUAACACCAAACCAGGUCCAGUUGAUCAAAGCAACUGUACCAGUGUUGUCCGCACACGGCAACACUAUCACCAGCGUCUUCUACGAGAAUGUCAUCAGGGAAAACCCAGUCCUAAACAACAUCUUCAACAUCCCCAACCAGCGCAACGGCAACCAGCCUCGCGCUCUAGCCGGCGCUUUAUUCGCCUACGCCUCUAACAUCGACAACCUUGGCGCUCUUACCCCAGCCGUGGAAUUGAUCUGUCAAAGACAUGCAUCCCUCUACAUCCAGCCCGACUCCUACAAAAUAGUUGGCAAAUACCUCCUGGAAGCCAUGGCCCAAGUCCUCGGCGAUGCGCUCACCCCCGAAAUCCUAGACGCCUGGACAGCAGCCUACAACCAAUUGGCCGAUAUCAUGAUCGGCCGCGAACACCAGAUCUACGAACAGAGCCAGGGAUGGACCGAUUGGCGCGAUUUCGAGAUUAAGCAGAAAGUCCCUGAAUCAGAGGACUCGGACAUCGUGUCUUUCUACCUGCACCCCGUCGACGGCAAGCCGCUACCCGCUUUCAAGCCUGGACAGUACAUCUCCGUGCAGGUCUAUGUCCCAGAGCUCAAGUACCUGCAGCCUCGCCAGUACUCGCUCAGCCACAAGCAUGACCCGGAGUUCUACCGCAUCAGCGUGAAGAGAGAGAAGGGGCUGGCUCUGAGUGAUGAAGCUGACGCGAUCGCUCAACCUGGCUACGUGUCUAAUCUUCUCCACGAUAAAUUCAACCCAGGCGACAAGAUCAAGGUUUCCCACCCGGCCGGCGAUUUCUUCUACUCGGGCAACGAGGCUGCCAACCCCAUCGUUUUGAUCUCCGCUGGUGUGGGUCUGACCCCUCUCACCUCCAUCGUCAACACAUUAACUUCCAAGCCAUCCGAACGCGAAAUCCACUACAUCCACGGCUCCAGGACCUCAGAUGCGCGCGCUUUCACAGAAUACGUCACGUCCCUGAAACAACACUACCCCAGUCUCCGGACAACCUUUUUCACCAGCCAGCCCUCCGCAAAGGACAAGGAAGGUGUGGAUUACGCGUACGCUGGACGCGUGGAUCUGAGCAAGCUCUCUUCCCAGGAUCUGUUUAUCCAGAACCCGGCUACAGAGUACUAUAUCUGUGGACCUGAGUCUUUCAUGACCGACAUGGAGUCCAGUCUGAAAGCCCAGGGAGUGAGCGAUGAUCGGAUCAAGAUGGAACGUUUCGGAACAGGCGGUAUCCCGCAAUAA
Penicillium verhagenii is the source of this 1260-nucleotide messenger RNA. It is a transcript of the gene fhpA, whose product is annotated as flavohemoprotein. Gene Ontology annotation, molecular function: oxygen binding; FAD binding; heme binding. Bases 1 to 1260 code for a protein of 419 amino acids. Gene Ontology annotation, cellular component: intracellular anatomical structure. Lineage: Eukaryota; Fungi; Ascomycota; Eurotiomycetes; Eurotiales; Aspergillaceae. The record is from RefSeq and is a predicted model, not a curated record. Gene Ontology annotation, biological process: nitric oxide catabolic process; cellular response to nitrosative stress. The transcript has a single exon.